UCUGGUGAUGACAUCAUCGGGAACCCUGAGCCCAUACCGUGCAGGUGCGAGUUCGAGCUGGAGCGGGAUUGCCAAAACUGAGCGGCCGCGACAGAGUGAUCCCAGGUGUUCUGAGAGAGGGGGCGUAGUCCAAAACAAAAGCAACACAUGUGCUGUUUUGUUACUAUAACAACACAAGCACCGAGAGAAUAAUUAUUUUGUAUAGGGCGGGCUCAGCGGGCUACGUUACAUUGGGCGCGUGCCAAAGUGGUACACCCGCGACGUCUUUCUCUCACCCCUCUACCUCCCUCUCACGGUGGUCUCGUCAAACGCACAGUAAUGGAUCGACAUCGACAGCUCGGUGAACACUACCUGUAACUCCUUGAUCUUUGUACGACGCUUCACACGAGCAUACUGUUUUUUUGUUUUUCAUUAUUCAUUUUCAGCGUAAGCUGCCAUAGCAUCGUGAACAGCAUCCUAAAGCAUAGAUGCAAACCGCGACUGCGGUGACGUGGUGACCACCGCGCGCUGAUGAGAAUGCACCCGCUUCGGCGAUGCUACCUUCGGGGAGUCUCCACAGAGCUGGCGCUAAAUGGACUGAAGAGCCUCGCGGGGAUGUCCCGUUGGUGGACCGUGGGUCUGUGUGAGUCUUGGACCUGUCUCCAAUGUUGACAUCGCUAGACAUCGAGCCUAAAUCAACAGAGAGACAGGAGGACUGAGGAUGCCAGGGGUGACGGUGACCGGAGAGACACCCACAUUGAACGGGGGCGGAAGAGAGGAGCAGCGUCCCUUGCAGCAGUCCCUGGGAGGCUCGCUGUGUCGGGAGUCGCACUGGAAAUGCCUGCUGCUGACGCUGCUGAUGAUUGGCUGCUUCUGCACGCUGGGCUGGUGCUCUCUGUACCGCGUGGCCGUCAUGGCCGCCGACGACCACGGCCACGCCUACUUCUACGGCGACGCGGCGCGCGUCUACCUGGACAGCCCGUGCUCCAACGGAUACGUCUACAUCCCCGUGGCCUUCCUGGCCAUGCUCUACGUCGUCUACCUGGUGGAGUGCUGGCACUGCUACUCCAAGACCGCCCACCUGCCGCAGGUGGAGACGGCGCAGGUGUACGAGCGCGUGCAGCGGCUACAGCAGGCCACGCCCUGCAUCUGGUGGAAGGCCAUCAGCUACCACUAUGUCCGCCGCACGCGGCAGGUCACGCGCUACCGCAACGGAGACGCCUACACCACCACACAGGUGUACCAUGAGCGGGUGAACACGCACGCGUCCAGCUGUGAGUUCGACUACUCGCGUCACGGCGUGAAGGACGUGUCCAAGCAGCUGCAGGGCCUGCUGGACCACCCGGCGGUCCGUCUGCGCUUCACCAAGUGCUUCAGCUUCGCCAGCGCGCGCGCCGAGAGCGCCUACCUCACGCAGCGCGCGCGCUUCUUCAGCGACAACGAGGGCCUGGACGACUACAUGGAGGCGCGUGAGGGCAUGCACCUGAAGAACGUGGACUUCCGCGAGCACGUGCUGGCGUUCCCGGAGCCCGCGCGGCAGCCCUGGUUCUCCCGCCGCGGCGUCUUCUGGCUGGCGUCGGCGCUGCUCUGCUCCUGGCCGCUGCGCGUGGCGGCCGAGUACCGCACCGCCUACGUGCACUACCACGUGGAGAAGCUGUUCGGCGAGAACGAGGACGCCAACGACAACGACAGCGGCGGCGGCGGGGGCGAGCACCUGCACCCGGGGCUGGAGAACGGAGGACGCAGCCGAGGAGGACCCACGCUGCGUGUCAUCUCCCGCGUCAACACCGUGGACAUCACCGAGCUGGAGUGGCACAUCCGCUGCAACCAGCAGAUGGUGCCCAGCUACUCCGAGGCGCUGCUCAUGGACCUGGACCUGGCCAGUGGGGGGGCGGGCAGCGGUGGCAGCAGCGGCGGCAUCACCCCGGGCAACGGUCCGAGCUGCCAGCGUCGUCGGCGGCGCCACUCCAGCUACCUGCUCCAGAGCUGCCCGCGCUGCCACCGGUCAAGCAGCAGCUCCUCGCUGCCCUCACGCGUCCGUGGCAACGUGGCCAUGGGGGCCGGCUCGCUGGCCUGCGCGGUGGGCUCGAUGGCGGCUGGAGGAGUCGGAGGUCGCCUGGGGCUCAGCCGCAGCGGCUUCUCCCUGGGCCGCCUCCACGCCGUCCGACACCGCCGCCCGUGCCUGUUCCACUCCCGCAGCCUCGGAGGAGGAGUGGGCGGCCGGCCGAGCGAGGGAGGAGGGGGGGGGGGAGGGGGCUUCCUGGGCCUGGGGGGGUUCCGCGCGCCGGACGAGGAGAGACAGGGCGUGCUGGAGGGGGACGCGAUGCAGGACGAGGAUGAGGAGGAGGAGGAGGAGGAGGAGGCGCAGGGGGAGGAGGAGAGGAGGAGGAGAGGGGAGCAGAGAGCGGAGGCUGACGUGGAGAGGGGAGGCGUGGGGGAGAGAGAGCGGCCGCCGACGUACGAGGACGCACUGCACUUUCCCGUCCUCAUUGUCCACGGCGAAGAGAGUUGCCACGGCGGCAGGGACAUCGAUACCGGCUAGGAGACGGGCACGCAUGGAAUCCACAAACACGUCAAGUGGAUGAGCGAGAGAACAGGAAGCGAAGGAAGAGGAGGAGUGGGCGGCAGGAGGAGCGGGCGAGAGACAAACAGAGAGAGAAAUCCUGGGAGUUCCGGGACUGCUGGAAGAAACGCUGGGCGUGUCAGCAUGGAAACGGAAAGCGUUAGCAGGUUAGCAGGUUAGCAGUUAGCAUAGCAAAAGAAAGUCACUCUGAACCUCCAGCAUUCGUCUUCCUCCACAGGAAUAGCCUCAGAUAAACCUGUAGUGUUUUAAAAACAAACAUAAGAAACACUUAAAUACAAUUUAAACAAAUACAAACACAUGAUUUAAAAAAAACUAAAAAACAAAGAACAUAAUUCUCAGUGAAUGUAUCAGGCCUUUGCCCAGGAGUCUUCUAGCAGGUGUACCCUACUGCACUUCUCCAAUGCAGCUGCGUAGUUUUCCAUGACCCAUCAAGUGGACUCAGUCAGGCUAUUGACUCAAUUAUCAAGCACCCUAUCCACCCUCCACCCCCUACCCUACACCCUACACCCUUGACUUUGAACUCUCCUCCAUCGGAUCAUUCUACUCUUAAUGUCAAUGUAGACUGCAGGACACAGGGGUUGUGGGUCUCCUCACGAUUGCCUGUCCACUGGAGUCCACUAAAAAGAGCGUGACAUGUAGGCUAGGAGGAGCAUGUGGCGUCCACUGCAACAGACCCUCCUGCCACAGCUCUUCCAAUCCAUGCUGUUAAUCUCAAUCAGGUGCCGUAGAAUUCCUCAGUUGAAACGGUAAGCUAUCGCAGCUGUUAAGAGAUGUAACAUUAGCUUUAUGAAUAAAGAGGUAAGGAAAAAACUCUGACAUUAGACAGGUAGCGGUUUAGAUCCAUUAUGGACACACCGUGACCGAGCUGACAGACAGAUCACACUCAGAGUCCCUCUAGCUUUCUGUGUGUGUGUGUGUGUGUGUGUGUGUGUGUGUGUGUGUGUGUGUGUGUGUGUGUGUGUGUG
Alosa sapidissima (American shad) is the source of this 3528-nucleotide messenger RNA. RefSeq names its product transmembrane protein 151B (gene tmem151a). Lineage: Eukaryota; Metazoa; Chordata; Actinopteri; Clupeiformes; Clupeidae. The record is from RefSeq and is a predicted model, not a curated record.